AUGGGAAGUAAGGUAACUUUUAAAAUUAUUUAUAUAUUAGAUUGUAUUUCUGGUCCCAAUUUUUCACUGUUCCCUAUAAUGCCCUUUACUAUGUGGUGUUACAGUUUAUCUCACAAGAGAGUGAGAAAUGUUCAUUUCUUCAUCCUUGAAUCUGAGCUUUGUCAUGAGAUUUGCUUUGGCCUUUUCACACCAGUUCUGAGCACAGGCUGCAAGAGAUUUUAUAUAUUUCCACUUCUGUGUUGUGUGCCUGAAAACAUGGAAACCUGCCUCAGCGAGCCUGCAGAUGGUGAAAGAUCUACACUGUAG
This is a messenger RNA of Rangifer tarandus platyrhynchus (Svalbard reindeer), 306 nucleotides long. The record is from the annotation of a GenBank genome assembly. Lineage: Eukaryota; Metazoa; Chordata; Mammalia; Artiodactyla; Cervidae.